Molecule: messenger RNA, 1296 nt
Organism: Fraxinus pennsylvanica
Lineage: Eukaryota; Viridiplantae; Streptophyta; Magnoliopsida; Lamiales; Oleaceae
Source: the annotation of a GenBank genome assembly
AUGGAAGGUUCUGCUACGGCGGAGGAUGUUGGGGCCCCACCGGAGUCGUGGGAGGUCGCUAACCUGGACGCCAGCAUGCGCUUUCUCAUGCUUUCCUCUGCAAAAGACUCCAAUUCUACUAAUAAUAUUAGUAAUCUAUCUGAGCUAGAUGAGGGUUCGAUUUCAGGUUCGGGGUCUACUACGGGUUUUAGUUCUGGCGCGGGGGAUGUCUCGGAGGAUUUGGUGAACUCGGUGGAUCAGUUUUUGCGGGAUGCUUUACAGAAUCCCCGGGAGCGGCUUUCAGUUUUACGAAUGGAGCAGGAAGUCGAGAAGUUCAUACGUGAUCCUACUAGAGAGCAGAUGGAGUUUCAGCAGUUGCCUACUUCUUAUUUGCGUUUGGCUGCACAUCGUGUAGCCCAGCACUACUCACUGCAAUCAAUGGUUUUAUUGGAUAAUAAUCAGCCUGAUGGUUCUGGUUCCAGAAUCAUUGUACGCAAGACUUCUAAUCUUCAGCUUCCUUUGAUUCGUCUUGCUGAUGUUCCUGUAAAUCUACCUGCAGAAGAUACUGGUGUUGUUAAGGUUGCAAUCAAGCAGAGGCCACAGAGGGGUUCACCCUCUGGAAGCAGUUCUAAUUCACACUCCACGAAAUCUAAUAGUGCUAAAAGUGUGGAGGAACGAACGGAGGAAUACAAUAGAGCUCGAGAUAGGAUAUUUAAUCCCAAUAGAUCUAAUGCAAGUCCCAGUGACAAACCAGAAAGCGAAUUGAGGAUGCAAAAAAGUUUCCAGCAAGGUCCACAGGGUAUAAUGAAGGUAGAAGAGAUAAUUCUCCCAGGAGGUGGCUCUCAUGUCAAUGCGGGAAGACAUUUAUUAGAUUCUUCUGCAGUUAGCACUAGACCAGAUAGAAGUAGGACAGAAAAGGAGACAAUUUGUAGGUCAAAAACUAAUAAAAAGGUGGCCAUCUUUCAGGAUCGUGAAGUUGAUUGUAAGGAUCCUGACUAUGACAGGAGCUAUGACAGAUACACUCAAAGGUUUGACCCUGGAUUUGGAUUCAAUGGAGGCCCCUACACUAUCCAACCCAUGUAUCCACCUGCAUUGAACUACAACACUGAAUUUCCUCAACUUGGAUCAAAUUAUAGGCCUCCGAUCUCUUCUGAACACCGCCAGCACAUACCUGGGCUAUGGGCUGUACCAUCAGCUCCUCCUGUUAUUGCUAUCCUUGUCAGUACUCUGGACUGCCAUUUAUCCAUCCUCGUGGAGCCAUUCACCAAUCCUUUUCACAGUUUCAUCAGCAGCAACCAGAUACCAGUUUUGGAUUAG